Bipolaris zeicola 26-R-13 is the source of this 552-nucleotide messenger RNA. RefSeq lists its product as uncharacterized. Gene Ontology annotation, cellular component: ribosome. Gene Ontology annotation, molecular function: structural constituent of ribosome. The transcript is spliced from 2 exons. Bases 1 to 552 code for a protein of 183 amino acids. Gene Ontology annotation, biological process: translation. The record is from RefSeq and is a predicted model, not a curated record. Lineage: Eukaryota; Fungi; Ascomycota; Dothideomycetes; Pleosporales; Pleosporaceae.
AUGGCAGCACCGGCAUCCCGCGCGCUCAGGCGCUGUAUCUGCACCGCUAAGCAGACCGCAUAUGUACGACCGACGAUUGGAGCCACACAACAGAGGAUACAGCGGAGAUGGCAAUCGGAUGCGGCUGCGCCCACAAACCCCAAGAUUGCGACCAUUGUCGACCAGAUUAGCCAAUUGACUCUGUUGGAGACUGCGGACCUCGUGUCAACACUAAAGACUCGCCUAAAUAUCCCUGACAUGCCCAUGGGAGGCUUCGUUGCUGGCCCAGGAAGUGCUGGACCUGCCGCUGCUGCUGCCCCCGCCGAGGAGGAGGAAGCCGCCCCCGCUGCCCAAGAAAAGACCCUUUUCAACCUCAAGCUUGAGAAGUUCGACCCAGCCGCGAAACCCAAGGUGAUCAAGGAAGUCAAGGCCAUGCUUGGUCUCAGUCUGGUCGACAGCAAGAAGUUUGUCGAGAGCGCGCCAAAGGUGAUGAAGGAGGGUGUCCCCAAGGAGGAGGCAGAGAAGAUUGUCGAGACGCUCAAGGCACUCGGCGCCACUGUUGUCCUAGAGUAG